CCGAUCAUGAAUCCUGAAUAUGACUACCUGUUCAAACUUCUUCUGAUCGGUGACUCUGGAGUUGGAAAGUCAUGUCUGCUGCUGCGCUUUGCGGACGACACCUACACUGAGAGCUACAUCUCAACCAUCGGAGUCGACUUCAAGAUCAGGACCGUCGACAUGGACGGCAAGACGGUGAAACUACAGAUUUGGGACACGGCCGGUCAAGAGAGGUUUCGAACCAUCACCUCCAGCUACUACAGAGGGGCUCACGGCAUCAUCAUCGUCUACGACGUCACCGAGCAGGAGUCCUUUAACAAUGUGAAGCAGUGGCUGGACGAGAUCGAUCGUUACGCCUGUGAAAACGUCUCCAGGCUACUGGUAGGAAACAAGUGUGACCUCGUUAGCAAGAAGGUGGUGGACGCAGCCACUGCUCAGGAUCUGGCCUCGUCUCUUAAGAUCCCCUUUCUGGAGACAAGUGCUAAGAGCUCUGAUAAUGUGGAGAGGGCUUUCCUCACCAUGGCCUCUGAGAUCCACAAACGCCUGAAAAGUGAGGGAGGGGGGAUGCAGGGCGAGUCGAAAGAGACCAAGGCCCAGAGCGCCAAGAUCAACAGCGCCCCCCUGUGGCUGGGAGGGGAGAAACAGACGCAGGAGGCCAGUAACUGCUGCUGA
Scomber scombrus (Atlantic mackerel) is the source of this 651-nucleotide messenger RNA. Its product is annotated as ras-related protein ORAB-1-like. Gene Ontology annotation, biological process: regulation of exocytosis; protein secretion. The transcript is spliced from 6 exons. The record is from RefSeq and is a predicted model, not a curated record. Gene Ontology annotation, molecular function: GTP binding; GTPase activity. Bases 7 to 651 code for a protein of 214 amino acids. Lineage: Eukaryota; Metazoa; Chordata; Actinopteri; Scombriformes; Scombridae.